AUGAGGAUCGAAACGUGCUACUUCUGCUCGCAGCCGGUGUACCCGUCCAAGGGUAUCACAUUCGUCCGCAACGACGCAAAGGCCUUCCGCUUCUGCAAAUCAAAAUGCCACAAAAACUUCAAAAUGAAGCGUAACCCCCGCAAACUGGCCUGGACCAAAGCCUUCCGCCGCGCACACGGCAAAGAAAUGACCGUCGACUCGACCCUCGCCUUCGCCCAACGCCGCAACAUCCCUGUGCGCUACAACCGCGACCUCGUCGCCACCACUCUCCAGGCCAUGCAACGUGUCUCGGAGAUCCGCGCGCGGAGAGAGCGACAAUUCUACAAGAACCGCAUGAAGGGCAACAAGGAGAAGCAGCUCGAGGCGGACCGGAAACUGGUGGCGGAGAACCAGCAUUUG
This is a messenger RNA of Zasmidium cellare ATCC 36951, 399 nucleotides long. RefSeq lists its product as uncharacterized. Gene Ontology annotation, biological process: ribosomal large subunit biogenesis. The annotation marks the transcript as partial. Gene Ontology annotation, cellular component: nucleolus. The record is from RefSeq and is a predicted model, not a curated record. Lineage: Eukaryota; Fungi; Ascomycota; Dothideomycetes; Mycosphaerellales; Mycosphaerellaceae. The transcript has 2 exons.